AUGACAAUCACUAUUACCGUGGAGAAGGAUGGCUUCUAUGAGGUCAAUGGGAUGCGCCAUGAGCCCAGUGUCUCUCUCUAUGUCAUUCCUGCUGCAUCUAAGCUGCGGCGAAUGCUGAAAGAUUCCAAGGACCUCAUAGUCUGUCCUGGAGUUUAUGAUGGCCUGUCAGCUCGAAUCGCUAUGGAGCUGGGCUUCAAGGGGAUGUAUAUGACUGGUGCUGGAACAACUGCUUCACGACUAGGAAUGGCGGAUCUGGGUCUAGCCCAGCUUCAUGAUAUGCGAACCAAUGCGGAGAUGAUUGCCAAUCUUGACCCCUUUGGCCCUCCCCUCAUUGCAGACAUGGAUACCGGUUAUGGAGGUCCAUUGAUGGUGUCCAAAUCGGUUCAGCAGUACAUUCAGGCUGGUGUAGCUGGUUUCCACAUCGAAGACCAGAUCCAGAACAAACGCUGUGGCCACCUUGCUGGAAAGAAGGUUGUUGGCCGAGAAGAGUACCUGACGCGUAUUCGGGCGGCCAAGCUGACGAAAGACCGUCUGCACUCGGAUAUUGUCCUCAUAGCAAGAACCGAUGCCCUCCAACAACACGGCUAUGAGGAAUGCAUCGCCCGCUUGAAAGCCGCGAGAGACAUUGGAGCUGAUGUGGGUCUUCUGGAAGGGUUUACGUCAAAGGAACAGGCACGUCAGGCAGUUCAAGACCUUGCUCCUUGGCCUCUGCUCCUUAACAUGGUAGAAAAUGGUGCCACCCCUGUCAUUACCACCAAGGAGGCAGAAGAGAUGGGAUUCCGGAUCAUGAUAUUCUCAUUUGCAUCUCUUGCACCGGCCUACAUGGGGAUCCGUUCGGCUUUGGAACGCCUGAAGACUGAGGGAGUAGUCGGAACACCUGAUGGUCUUGGACCACGAAAAUUAUUUGAGGUAUGCGGCCUGAUGGACUCUAUGAAGGUGGAUACAGAGGCAGGAGGUGAUGGCUUUGUCGACGGUGUCUAG
Messenger RNA from Penicillium daleae, 981 nucleotides. RefSeq names its product isocitrate lyase/PEP mutase family protein. The record is from RefSeq and is a predicted model, not a curated record. NCBI's taxonomy places the organism in Eukaryota, Fungi, Ascomycota, Eurotiomycetes, Eurotiales, Aspergillaceae. Gene Ontology annotation, molecular function: catalytic activity. Bases 1 to 981 code for a protein of 326 amino acids. The transcript has 3 exons.